Molecule: messenger RNA, 975 nt
Organism: Cetraspora pellucida
Lineage: Eukaryota; Fungi; Glomeromycota; Glomeromycetes; Diversisporales; Gigasporaceae
Source: the annotation of a GenBank genome assembly
AUGGGUAAUAUGAUUCAUCCAAUACUUCAUUAUAACAGCUCCAACAAAGAAAAAGACGAUAACAGUAAUACAUCAGCAAGGGCUGAGGCCUUUGGUCCUAAAAAACGUAAAAGGCUAGAAGAAGGAAAACUAUUAAAUAAUAUCAGAAAGACCAGUUCCUCCACUCCCAAAAAUCGUAUAGAAACAGUUUUGGGACAGCCAAAAGCAAGCCUCCCCACUAAACCAAAGGAAAACUGGGAGGAUGAAAUGGAAGAUGGAAUAGAGUCACAAAGCAGAGCUUCUCCCAUCAGGCCAACAAAUCACAAAACUCGGGGCACAAAUGACCCAACUCAAUCACAAACCCAAUCAGUGCUAACACAGAUAACCCCUACAGAUAACUUACAGAACACAACAUAUAACUCAAGUUCAAGCUCAGUAACACAGACUCCAAAGGAAAAUAACCCACAUGGUGCUCUUCCCAAAAAAAGACAUGGGCAGGCUUAUUUACAAAACUUACCAGAGGCUCCUCAACUUAUUUCACUUACUUUCAUCGGCAAGGAUAUCAUAAGUAUAAAACUACACUUUACGAAAGGAACCAGGAUAUACCUUGAAAUCGUUUUUAAAACCUUUGAAGAUGUACAAAAAUACAGCUCAGAAGACAAUCAACAGGAAAGCCUCUCUGAUAUGGACACUGAUGAAGAGAAUGAUGACAUAGCAAAUAUGGAGACAGACAACCCUCAACAAGAUUUAACAUUUGAGUUAGUAAAGGACAAAAGUAAAAAAAAUAAAAGAAAUAAAAGUAAUAAUGGAACUGUUAGUAGAAAUAACCGAUCUGCUCUCUAUACAAUCACAUCAGAGUUAGAAAUAAGAAUCCAAUCAAUUUUUCGAGCAUUCCACCUUCCCCAUACUCCAGAAAUCCAAAUUGACAAACUCAACAAUCAGAUAGUUAAAAUUAACUCCAAAUUGGCAACCAACUCCAACUGUAACAAUCUUUAG